Molecule: messenger RNA, 525 nt
Organism: Miscanthus lutarioriparius
Lineage: Eukaryota; Viridiplantae; Streptophyta; Magnoliopsida; Poales; Poaceae
Source: the annotation of a GenBank genome assembly
AUGGCCGCUGCUUCAGCAUCGCUGCUCCACCUCGCGACCCCGACCCCAACUCGCUCCACUCACCUCAGCGUCCGGCUCCCCACCUCUCAGCUGCGCAUCGCCACCGCGCAGCCGCCGCGGGCGUACAAGGUGACGAUCGAGCACGGCGGCGAGUCGCGGGUGGUGGAGGUGGAGAAGGACGAGACGAUCCUGUCCCGCGCGCUGGACGAGGGCCUGGACGUGCCGCACGACUGCAAGCUCGGCGUGUGCAUGACGUGCCCGGCGCGGCUGGUCUCCGGGGUGGUGGACCAGAGCGACGGCAUGCUCAGCGACGACGUCGUCGCGCAGGGGUACGCGCUGCUCUGCGCCGCCUACCCGCGCUCCGACAUGUACACGCCGCUCUUGUUGAUUAGUAGUACUGGUGACAGAGCUUUUCUUGAGAAUAGAUAUUGUGGUAUGCCUCAUUGCCAAAUUUCUUGUGUCAGAAUCGAGCAUUUCCCAACAUUUGGUAGCAUACUGCGAAUUAUCUCCACUUUCAGUGGCUAA